UAAUUUUCCGCGUUGUAUUGGUUUUUGUGUAUUUCUUACAACUGGUAAGUUUACGAAUGUGAUUAAUCCACGUUUGGUAGGUAGGUAUAUUCUCAACAAAGAAAAUUGAUUUCGUAAUAGUUUUAUGACGCGUCGUAAUUUGACCGACGCAUUACUAACCGUUGCUAAUCGUUCUAGGUAAGUACAGUUAGUCAAUCAAUCACACUGUUACAGUGCCUAAGUAUAAAUAAUCGCUAUGCCAAACAAAUGCGACAAACUUUAUGAUAAUGAUAAUAAUUACAAUAUCUUACGAUGUCCGUCUUUAAUUAUAAUAUUAAAUAAUGUUGUAAUAUAUUAUUUUUACGCGCUGUGGACCGAUGAUGAAAACUUUGGAUGAGAACUAAAAAACUUUAGUAGAAACCUUGCACAUCCGGUGGUUGUGCAGCCCUUUGUAAUCUUGACACGUGUUUCAAAGAUUUAAGCACGAGUUGUAAGGCCGGAGGGACAUUAGUGAAAAACUGAAAAACGAUGGACGACGUGUGUGCGUAUGUCGUGUACACGGUGUAUACUCGGCGAGGGCACUGCCUGGAACUCUCCGCCGUGUCGCAGUAAUCGUUCGUAAAUGCACACGCACUUGUCCAGACUCUUUAGGUCGGUGGUGGCGCGUACGUUAUAUUUUACUCAUCUUUAUCGUCGUCCGCCGUCAGGUGAGUGCGCACGAUUUGGACGAAAAAAUCGAUCGUACGUGUUUAAAAACCUUCUCGGUCGUCUUUUUAGGUGUGUGUGUGCGCGCGUAUGUCACUACGGCGUCGGCAGCGAUUGAGUUACGCGUAGUAGUCCCACACGUGUGUGACUCAGCUCACGACAACUACACACAUUAUCGCGUUUGACGUUUUUCACGCUCAUUUUUUUUUCAUCCAAUUGCCCUCCACCGGAAUGGUUUCGCCCGGUGAUUAUUUCUUUAGUAAUCUGAGGUCGUGUCACGUUCGUCUCGUUGUUUUUGUUUGUAUGAAAAAACGCUUUUAGUUUUAGAACAAUAUAAUAUAAUUUCAGAUUAGAGAUAAAUAAUAAUAUAUGUCUAUAAUUUAAUACGCUCGUAAUGGUGUACAGCAGCUACUUACUGCGGCAGUGGGACAGAGCUCUGCAGCACCAUUGUGCUUAUAUUAUUAUUAUUAUUAUUAUUAUUAUUAUUUGUACGUGUAUAUAGUGUGACCCGUGUGUUCGAUAUUUUUUUCUCCGUGUAUAAUAUUAUGUGCGUUUUCAUUUAAUGGGUUUUUAUCUUCGACAACAGCCUCAGGGGUUCCCCGCCCACACCCGCUCCUGUUACCGCUCGACGACGCCGUGCACCUGUGGUCUGGCUGGCUCGCUCGUUCACUCACGGGCAACACGCACGCACAUUAUUAUUAUUAUAUUAUGGUGUUUGUUGUUGUCGUCGUCGUCGUUCGUCGUAUUAUAAAAGUAGUACCUAUAUAGUUGCUUGCGUAAAACGAAUACGAUAUUUCGUCAUCACUUGGGGGAUCACAUGUGGUCGUGUGCCGCCGACUCCAAUCUUUGCAGCAGUAAACGUGCGUCGUUUUACUGCCGUCCUGUCCUUGGUGCCUUUAAUAGUAUUAAUAUCGUUAUCGAUUUGGAAAACGAAAAAAAAUUAUCUCCCGUGUUGUUUCCACUAGCUUGUUAAAUAACCCAUAUUAUAUCGUAUGCUUAACAGCAGUCGUCAAAUACAUGUCGUUAUAAAUUAUAAUGUAUACUUUUGAUUACUACAAUCGUUAUUUUGAGGCGAAUAGCAUCCGUCGAGUGUCCGCUCCCGAGAUCGUAUAAUUUAUUGUUGUAUGUGCGUGCACAUUUUACACUGUCAUUACUAUCCGACAUAAUAUAGCUGGGGACUUGGGGUUGUCUUAAUCUCCUUAUGAGAAUGUAGGGGGAGAGAGCGAUUCAUGAUGAAUAUCGAAAUCCACAUUUGCAUCUUUGUAAAACAAAAUAUAUAAAUGGCGUUGUGGGCACAAGUAUGUGGCCUACGGUGACGACGAUUUGUCCUCUUGGUGCGUCUGGGAACCACUUGUGAUGCGUCCUGCAACUCGUGGUUGGCUUCUCGGACAAACACCGCACCUCUGCCCGCGACGUUUCUGUUUUUAACCCUCCUCUCCCACCGCUGAUCGUCGUAUUUAAUAUUUUGAUCGUGUCCUUUUACACUCCAAUGGAUAACUACUGGUUUAAAUGUUUAGUCUUCACUCUUCAGUGUUUCGUUGUGGUCGGUUGUAACCUGUUGGGUCGCGUUAUUUUACCCCUCUGUGGUCCAACAGUGACGUCGUUGGUAUUUUAUUUUCACUAGAGUUACCGUCGAGACUACUAGUAUAUACUUAUCUUAAUACAUUAUACAUAUUAUUUAAAAGUUCUGCGUGUUUUUUUCAAUUCGAAAUAGAACGGAUGAUCAACAAUUAUUAUUAAUUUCCUCUUCGAAUUCGUAAUAUUUAGAUCAUUAUGGAUUCUCCACAAGAAGAGAAUGUAUCAUUAGACUUUGGCUCAACAAUCAAGGAAGAAGAGUAUCUUUUGUCUGUAUCCACUGGUUUUUAUGAAGAAGAAUUUGACGACGACGAAGUGUUUUUAGAUGAUUCACAAAGUAUUGAUAUGGAAUCAUUAUCAGAAAUUCCAUCACGUGUUCGUAGAACUUCAGAUGUUAUUGACUGUGUUGGUGAAACUAUGUCUCCGGCUCAUAUUAAACGUCAUAGUUUCCCAUCAGCAUCUGGUGAAGUCUUAUACUCAUCUACAUCACAGGCUACAAAAAUCACAGAUUUAAAUAGAUCUAAGCGUGCUGAGCUUACUAUUGAAUCACUUGAUCAAGGGUAUAGUAGCCCUGGUACACGGUCUUCUUCAGGCAGGUCUUUUAAAGGAACAUGGUUUAGGUUUAGUAAUAGUAAUGACCCUGAUUCUGUUGAUGCCCGACCAACUCAAAAAUUAGACGAACAACAAACAUCCAAUUCAAACAGAAGAUCCGUCCAAGAAGUUGUAAUGCCUGUUACUAAAGAUGCUACGUGUUAUAAUAUGGAUCAUGAAUAUCGAGGUAUCGCUGUUAUCAUAAAUAAUGAUGUUUUUGAUAGUCAUAGCUUAGCCCAACGCCAAGGUUCAUGGAAAGAUGUUGAAGAGUUGGAAAAAAUGUUUUAUCGUUUAGAUUUUAAUGUUAUGGUUUGGAAUAACUUGUAUCACGAAGAAUUGGCUCAUAAUUUGAACGAAUUGGCUAAAGCUGAUCAUUCUCAAAAUGAUUGUCUCGCUAUUGUUGUGUUGACACACGGGGUCAGUCAAUCAUUUGUUUAUGCCAAAGAUAAUCCAUACCCAGUUGAAUUUUUGUGGAAUUCGUUUACUGCUGAUAAAUGUCAUACACUAGCCGGAAAACCUAAACUAUUUUUUGUGCAGGCAUGUCGCGGAGAAAGGCUGGAUCCUGGUAUUACAUUGAGAAAAGAAACGGUAACUGAAGUAGAUUCUUCUACUGCCUCAUACAAAAUUCCUAAACAUGCAGAUUUCUUGAUUACUUUCAGCACUUACGAUGGUUAUUAUUCAUUCAGGCAUCCUGAGAAUGGCACAUGGUUUAUUCAGAGUCUUUGUUCUGAAAUGAACAAACACGAUCAUAGCAACAGUGACUUGCUAGGAAUUAUGACUCGUGUGUCUAGACGAGUUGCCUUGGAUCAUGAAUCUUAUAAUCCAGAUGAACCAUGGCUACAUAAGCAAAAGCAGAUACCAACCAUUCACUCGAUGCUCAUUAGAGAUGUAUUUUUUAAGCCUAAAAAUAAACCUCCAUCUGAACCAAUUGUAUUAAGAAAUCUCAGUAACUGAGUGCCUUUAAAGUUGUACUCAAAGCCGAAAAAUGCAAACUAACUAUAAAAACAAAAUCUGCAGCAACAGCAAGUAUGCACAGUAAUGUAUUUUACCAGUGUGAAAUUAUAUAGUUCAAUAAGUUUGUGUCCACAUAAGUGUUCAAAACAUUAAAAUUAUAUGAAUUCAAAUUUUGUGAUAAAAAAAUGUCUUUUUAAGACUGAAUCAAUUUUGACUUAAAAUUUACUUUUGAUAAAAAAAAAAAUGAUCU
Messenger RNA from Acyrthosiphon pisum (pea aphid), 4054 nucleotides. Its product is annotated as caspase-1. The transcript is spliced from 7 exons. Gene Ontology annotation, molecular function: cysteine-type endopeptidase activity. Gene Ontology annotation, biological process: proteolysis. NCBI's taxonomy places the organism in Eukaryota, Metazoa, Arthropoda, Insecta, Hemiptera, Aphididae. The record is from RefSeq and is a predicted model, not a curated record. Bases 2458 to 3804 code for a protein of 448 amino acids.